Molecule: messenger RNA, 528 nt
Organism: Knipowitschia caucasica
Lineage: Eukaryota; Metazoa; Chordata; Actinopteri; Gobiiformes; Gobiidae
Source: the annotation of a GenBank genome assembly
AUGGAAAUCUCACAAGAGCUGGCUGGAUUGGAAACGCUGCGUGGAACUACAAAAAGCGAGGACUUGUUUGCGGCCGUCGCUCGGGUGCUGGAGAGGUACAAUUUGAGCUGGGAGAAAAUGGUUGGGAUAACAACGGUCGGUGCCCCUGCCAGGAUCGGUAGAAAAUCCGGCCUCGCCACACUUGUUGCUCAGAAAGUUGCACAAUGCAGAAGUAAGCUGAAUCAAUACCACUGUAUCCUCCACCAAGAGCAACUGUGUGCCAAAUCAAUUGGACUCGGAGACGUGGUGCGUGACGUCAUUAAAAUCAUAAACUGCAUACGGUCCAAGGCUCUUUCACACCGCCAAUUCAGGGCCCUUUUGGAAGAAGUCGGUGUGCAAUACAGCGAUGUGCUGUACCACCAAAAAGUUUGUUGGCUCAGCAAAGGGAAAGUGCUCAAAAGAUUUUUUGAGCUGCGCCAUGCCAUCGCAGAGUUUCUGACAACCAAGGGCAGUGAUAUCCAAGUCCCUACAGAUGACAGCUGGACAUAA